AUGUAUAAAAGCAAAUUACAAAAUCAAGAUGAACAUUUACAACAACAACAAAAGGAUUUUCCAAUCGUUUGUGAAAAUUGUUUAGGUGACAGCCCAUAUUUAACAAUGACUAGAUCAGAAUUUGAUAAAGAAUGUAAAAUAUGUACUAGACCAUACAAUGUAUAUAGAUGGAAACCAGGAUCAAGUUCAAGAUAUAAGAGAACAGAGAUUUGUAAAACAUGUUCACAAGUUAAGAAUGUUUGUCAAGCUUGUAUACAUGAUUUAGAAUUUGGAUUACCAGUUCAAGUUAGAGAUGCAGCAUUAGCAGCAAAUCAAUUUGAAAACUCUUAUGUUACAGAUAAAGGUAUUGAAUACCAAGCAACUGAGAAUCAACGUUUAAUUGAUAACGGUUUAAUAUCAUAUGAUAAUUUUCAACCAAGUGAUAUCGUUACAAAAUUAGCAAAAACAAUACCAAAAUCAAAUUUUAAUAAUAGUAGUAAUAAUAAUAAUAAUAAUAAUAAUAAAAAUGAUUCAAAUGCACCAAAAAUAUGCUCAUUCUUUCAAAAAGGUAAUUGUAAUCGUGGUGAUGAAUGUCCAUAUAGACAUGAUUUAAAUAGCAGCAAUACAGAAAUAAAAGAUGGUGUAAAUAAAAUACAACAACAAAAACCACCAAAGAAACCAAUCGAUCAAAGUAUAACAACAUUAUUUUUAGGUAAUUUAGAGUUUGAUAAGAUCACUGAAGAUCAUAUUAAAAAUAAUUUAUUUGUAUUUGGUAAUAUUAAAAAGGUUAAAUUAAUUGAACAUCAAAAAUGUGCUUUUGUAACAUUUGAAACUCGUGAAUCUGCUGAAUCCGCAAUAGAUUCUUUAUUUAAUAAUUUUAAAAUUGAUAAUUGUGAAAUUAAAUUAAAUUGGAGUAAAUCAAAUAAACCACCACCAAUUCAAAAUACAAAUAAUAACAAUAAUAAUAAUAAUUCAUAUCAUCCUUAUCAACAUCCAAAUAAUAAAAUAAAUAAUAAUAAUAAUACAAAUAUAGAAAAUACAGAAGAAAAAGAAUUAUAUUCAGCAGCACCAACAGAUAAACCAAAACCAAUUACAAUUAUGAAACCAAUGGGAAUUAAAUCUUUCCCAACUUUUAAAAUUAAUCCAACUCCAACUUCUUCCUCCUCAUCUUCAUCAACAACUACAAAUAAACCAUACUACUCCUCAAUGGAUCCAAGUAAUUAUGGUAGUAAAUAUAGUUCAUAA
Molecule: messenger RNA, 1224 nt
Organism: Dictyostelium discoideum AX4
Lineage: Eukaryota; Evosea; Eumycetozoa; Dictyosteliales; Dictyosteliaceae
Product: CCCH-type zinc finger-containing protein
Exons: 2
Coding region: 1-1224 (407 amino acids)
Molecular function (GO): nucleic acid binding; RNA binding; metal ion binding
Source: RefSeq, a predicted model, not a curated record